CAGCUUGUCUAGAGUGACCUUGUUCAGUGACAGCAACCCACCCACACAAGCUGUCAGUGCUAGGAAACCGAAACAACAUCGCUGCUCCGAGCUAGUGUGAGAUAAAAUUGUUAAUUUUGCACGGCAGCAACGUUUCCCUGGCCAAACAGCUCCCGUCCACAGCAAAACAGACAGCAAUGGACGACAAAUGAGCAUCAAAAGGACGGUUUCUAUUGUGCGCUAACAGAACAAUCAGCAACAUCAGAAAGCACCAUCCCACUGCCUAGAGCAGUGCAUCGUCGUCCCCUUCUUCCGCCUCUACGAGAGUGCUGGCAGCAUCGGAACGUACCAGAAACAGGACCGUCGGACGAAACAGCCAUGGACGAAGUGCAAACCAUCGAGGCAGCCGUCCUGUCCUUCUAUCGGGGCGGGUCGGAGCAGCAGAAGGAGACGCACAAAUGGCUGCAGCAGGUACAGAACAGCCCGCAGGCUUGGUCCUUCUGCUGGGAGCUGAUGCAGCUGAACAAAUCGUCCGAGAUACAGUUUUUCGGUGCAAUCACGCUUAACUCGAAGCUGCGCAGCGAUUGGGCCGAGGUGCCGAAGGAGGCCCACCACGAGCUGAAGCAGAAGCUGCUCGAAACGAUCGUACUGUUUGGGAAUGGGCCGAAAAUUGUGCUUAACAGACUGUGUAUUUCGCUGGGUCUCUUUAUCGUACACAUGCUACGGCACCCGACCGUGAUCGAAGAGGUGACCAACAUGUUCCUGCACGAGCAGCUCGGUAACCUGUCCAAGGUGACACAGAUCGAGAUACUGAUGGCCGUCCUGGAGGGCAUCCCGGAGGAGGUGAAAAACAUACGCACACAGAUCCCGCGCACGGUGGUGUGCGAGGAGCUGAACCGGAACGCGGAGUUCGUGAUGCAAACCGUCGUUACGUACCUGAACGAGAAGCUUAGCCACAGCGCGGUCGAGCCGCAUGACAUGAACGGGCUGAUCAAUGCGGCCAAGUGUACCGGCACGUGGGUUGCGCACGGCAAUGUGCAUCUGAACGAUCGCGAGGGUAUGAUACAAACGCUGCUCAAAGCGAUCCACUACUGCUACUGGAAGGAGCCGAAGGACGACGGUUGUCUAAUGCCGGAAGAGAAUGAGCUUGCAGAAACGGCACUUAAGUCGCUAGCGAACAUAAUCUCGUCGUACGCGACGCAAAAUGCGAAAUAUUCGUUCACCGUCAUCAACUACAUGAAGCUGUUCCUGGACGUGCUCGUACCGAUCCUGGACGCGGAGUACAAGGAGAACAACGACAACGAGAACCUGGCGCUGAUGAUUUACGCCCUGUUCAUCUCCACCCUCGAGUGCUUCUCGUCGGCCAUCUUUGCCGGCAUCGUUACCGACUCGGAGGAGGUGUCGAAGGUGUACACGCGCACGGUCGACAUGCUGAUCAAGUGCACGGACAAGCCGGGCACCUACCCGGUGGACGAAUCGUGCAGCACGUACGCGAUGGAGUUCUGGUACAUGCUACAGGAGGAGGUCCUCUCGAUGGACAGCGGCGAGCACAAGAAGCGCUGCCUCGAAGCCAUCAAGCCCGUCUACGCGCACGUGGUGAAGGUGCUGGUGCGGAAAUCGCAGCUGCCCACCGAAUCCUCCCUGCACAAGUGGAACGAUGACGAUCUGGAGGCGUUCCGGUGCUAUCGGCAGGACAUUGGCGAUACGCUGCUCUCCUGCCACGACGUGCUGAACGAUCUGAUGCUCGACGUGCUGUCGGAGGCGCUGGACGAAUCGAUCAUGUACCUCAGCUACGAUCCACAGUCGACGGAAAGCUGGACACUGCUCGAAGCGACCAUACACGCGUUCUGCUCGAUCGCGCAGAAGAUCGAGUACACCGAGCACCAGCAGAUCGUGAAGCUGCUCAAGGUGCUGAACGAAAUCCCGUACGAGAAGUACAGCGACAAGCUGUUCGGCAUGGCGCUGGAAACGGUCGGUGCGUACAGCGAGUGGAUCGGGGACAACCCCAAGUACCUGCCGUCCGCCAUCACGCUGCUGGUGAAGGGUCUGAACUCCACCAAAGCGUCCCAGGCCACGCUCGGGCUGAAGGACCUGACCUCGGAGUGCCAGAAGGAGGUAAUACCGUACGCGCUGCCGCUGCUGGACGCUUGCCGCACGGCACUGCAGGAAGGCCAUCUGAAGAAUGCGGAGAUGAUCCGGCUCAUGUACACCGUCGGCAACAUACUGAGCGUCAUCUCGUACGAAAACAUCAUCCUCUACCUGGAUGCGAUGGUUUCGCCCUGCUUCGAGGAGCUGCAGGUGCACGUGCAGAACAACGACCGGACCGAACCGACCAAGGCGCGGGUCGUGCUGCGGCUCGAAAUGAUCUCGAAGCUGUUCUCCUCGCUGAACAUUCGCAAACCGACCGAGGGUGACAUGGACAAGGGGCUGGUGGUGGGCGUGGGACCGCACAAGCUGCCCUUUCCGGCCGGUGGAACGCCGGCACCGGGCGCUCCGGUACAGCCGAUCCUGCUCAUACUGGAGAAAACGAUGGGCCUGCUGAAGAGUUUGUGCACGCUGUGGAUUCACGACGAGACGGUUAUCGACACGCUGUGCAAAGCGCUGCAGCAGGCGCUGACCAAUCUGAUGGAUGACAUUAAACCGCUGCUCACUGAGAUGUGCUGUCUGGUGCUGUCCAUCCUGAACACGAACUGCGUCGUCUCGGCGGCGGAUAUUGCAGGAAAUUUCAUCCUGAUGUUUUACAAAGAUCAAGACUGUCGGCAGCUCAUGGUGCAAUUGUUUACUGCCAUCAUGGACUACAACUUUAACCAGAUGGAGCUAAAUGUGGGUAAACUGUCCCGGAUAGCGGAUCUGAUUGAAACGUUCUACGCGUUCAACACGAGAAUAUCGAAAAAGAUACCCAUCUGCUACAGCGAGGUACAGAUAGACUGUAUGAAGUUGGUGGAUUACGCCACCAAGUGUAUGAUGUUACCAGAGACGGGCCCGAUGAAGAAGAGCGUGGCGUUCAUCACGAUGUUCGUAAAGGAAUCGACCAACCACCCCGUCAUGAUGAACGUGAUACUGGCGCAGGGCGAAAACAUUGUCCGAUCUACCUUCCUGUGUAUUGGUGGUACAGCCCUUCGCACGCAGGUGGAAAUUUUUGCCGACAUUUUCCUUGCCCUCAACUUCCGCUAUCCGGCCGAAUUCAUCCAGUGGAUGAAGCUGCUGGAGGUACCGAACUUCCCGACCGCGUACGUCAGCGCCACCGAUAAGGAGCAGUUUAUGCGCAAAAUUAUCAACGAAAUGAACACUCUUUUCUCCAGGGAGCGGGUCAACAAGCGGCUGGUGCAGGACCAUGUGCGAAAGUUUGCCGCGCUCUGCAGGAACAUUGUCGAGUAUGAGAACAAAUAAGCGCAAAAUGUUGCAAAAAACACUUAUAACACAGGAGCAGCAGCCACUCAGUCAGUCAGUGUGAGAUUGUGUGAACAGGAAAUACUUUCAAUCUAACCAAUGUGAUUUUUAGCCUGUAGUAAAACAAAAAAUAAGGAAAAUAACCAUUACUACUAUGUUGUGUACAAAAGCGAACGUUCGGUUCGCACUCCCACGAUGGACAACAAUCCGGCCCGAUUGAGUAAAGAAAAAAGAAAACCGGAAAAUAACCGGUGCGAACGAUAAUGGUGUGCCAAUGAAGGAUAGCUGGAGACACCCGCGGAAAAGCCGAUUACUUCCCAUCACACGCAGUAGUGUGUGUGUGUCCCAACACCACCACCACCUUAUCACAACAAAAAACUGAUAAAUGUCUGCCUAGCGUGUUUCUCUUCUUAGGAUGCGAAAAUAAAAAUGAUGCGACAUUGAUUCUAUUUUA
Messenger RNA from Anopheles arabiensis, 3823 nucleotides. RefSeq names its product importin-13 (gene cdm). The record is from RefSeq and is a predicted model, not a curated record. NCBI's taxonomy places the organism in Eukaryota, Metazoa, Arthropoda, Insecta, Diptera, Culicidae. Gene Ontology annotation, molecular function: small GTPase binding. Gene Ontology annotation, biological process: protein import into nucleus. Gene Ontology annotation, cellular component: cytoplasm; nuclear membrane. The transcript is spliced from 8 exons. Bases 358 to 3369 code for a protein of 1003 amino acids.